Stylophora pistillata is the source of this 1056-nucleotide messenger RNA. RefSeq lists its product as uncharacterized. Lineage: Eukaryota; Metazoa; Cnidaria; Anthozoa; Scleractinia; Pocilloporidae. The record is from RefSeq and is a predicted model, not a curated record.
AUGAUUCAGUUUGUUCUCAGAUCAAAAUGGAAAUAUGGAGAAACUGGUAGGAAGUCAUCAAUUUACGGUCCAAAAGACUGGGGCAAAGUCUCAAGACACUGCACCGGGAAUUCCCAGUCUCCUAUCAACAUUGAUACCAGGAAUAUAAGCCAUCAUCGGCAUCUUUCAUUCCUGAGGGGAUUUUAUGCGGAUACCAGGAAAAUUGGAGCUCAACUAGUUAACAAUGGGCAUGCACCAACAUUUAACGUUGACUUAGGAACAGCUUUUCUUGCUGGGGGUCCCUGGGGAAGCAAUCGAUAUAAGCUGGAACAAUUCCAUUUUCACUUUGGUUGUACAGCCCGGACAGGAUCUGAGCACAAAGUGAACAGCUUUCAAUACUCUGGAGAGCUUCAUCUGGUAUAUUAUAAUACAAAAUACAAAGAUUUCAAAACUGCUGUUGACAAAACCGAUGGCCUGACCGUGAUAGGCGUUUUCCUGCAAGAGACAAAUUCGCGGAGAGACAAUUAUGAGUUGUUGAAGUUAUACGAUAAAUUGACCAAGGUUACAAAGACAGAUGACGAUGUUAAGAUCCGGGUAUACAUACACCUAGCUACCUUGGUGCCAGCACUGGCGUCUAUGUCUUGGACGUAUUUUUUUUCGUACAAAGGAUCACUGACCACCCCUCCCUGCUAUCAGUCUGUUAAUUGGAUCGUGCUGUAUAAGCCUAUUCCUGCAAGCACAAAAGUGAUGAAUGCGUUCAGGCGUUUGAAAAAUAAUGAAGGACGUCCCAUGUGCAACAACUUCAGGCCCGUACAACCACUGAACGGCCGCAUGGUCACCUGGUACGGUACGCUACACUGAAGGAAUACAACAAUGUGGCUGGUUACUAAUAAUCAGCUCAUUUCGCGCUAUAUCGAUAACCUCGAGCGAUAGCUUUAAAAUUAGCGAGGCAGCUAACCAAUUCUAUUUCAUUUUGAGUUCAGAUGACUUUUAAUGGUGACUCGGAAUGUAUAACUGGUUGUUUAGAAAUUUUUUUUCAACCCGCUGAUACAUUUAGAAGCAAUAGCUACUUUUGGC